This is a messenger RNA of Leptomonas pyrrhocoris, 2006 nucleotides long. RefSeq lists its product as hypothetical. Bases 168 to 2006 code for a protein of 612 amino acids. The transcript has a single exon. The record is from RefSeq and is a predicted model, not a curated record. NCBI's taxonomy places the organism in Eukaryota, Euglenozoa, Kinetoplastea, Trypanosomatida, Trypanosomatidae.
GAAAAGAAAGCACCUUCUGGGUGCAAACACGGCCGCUGCGUAAACGUGUGGGGCGUGUGCGCCGCUCACCACUUGUACGUGUGCAGGCAAGCGGGGGACACCCGUUGCCCCGUGGUGCUGUGCGGCCCUAAAAGAAGAAGAGCUGGGUGUCUGGCGCGGUGUACGCCAUGACAAGCACCGCACCGACACCAGCAGCGACGCCCACCAUCGCCGUUGAUGUGCGAAUGGUUGGGGUGCUGGGGUGCAGCGCGUCGGGCAAGUCCACCGUUGCGCAUCAGCUUGCGCAGCACCUUUCCUCACCGCUGCACCCCAUCAGCACCGAUCAAUUUUUUCUUGAUGACGUCUGCACCAGACUCGGCACCUACGACGACUACCGCUGCCUCGACUACGCCACAAUCACGCACUGGAUGCAGACGCUGCGGCAGAGUUCCCUGGUUGAAUGUGGGGCACCAUCGGAAGGUACGAGCGAUGCGUGGGCAGCACACACACGAGACGCGUGGUGCGCACAGAAGCUCGCACAGCUCCCUGACCUGGCCCCUUACCUGCGCUCCCCCACCGGCCUUAUAGAACCGUGCCCAACAGGGCGUAGGGCGGAGGCGGCGGGCAACGAGGAAGCGGAAGAUCUGCCGGAUGACGCAUCCCUCUGCGCUCACGAAGCGGAGGACGGGGAACGGCGGGCUAACGCUGUCGCCCCCACAACACCCGGGAGCUCUUCAGCCGAUCCCAUCGGCGUAAGCUGUCCGCCUGGGGGACCCGGUGCCGCCGUGCGCAACGCGAUCACCGUCUAUGUGGUGUGGGAGGGGUUUACGCUUCUCUGCGGUGCCGCCGUGAGCGCGUGCGUGGACGACGUCGUCGUGGUGCGGUGCGAGCCGGAGACGGCGUGUCUUCGGCGCUUCUUCCGCUCUCCGCGUCGCCACGUGAUACAGCACGCGAUCCAAUUGCUUCGUGAGGACGAAGCUGAUGGAACAGGGAAGAAGAGGAGCCCUCAUGGCGAUGGCGUCGAGGAAACGAAAGGAGAGGCUGAGGAGCGACUCCGCGCCAACGCCGCGCUGGCGGUGACCCGCGUGGUGCGACAGCUCUAUCGCCCGCGCAUUACGCAGAUGUGGGCGGCGCGGUCGUGCGAGGCGCAACGCAUUGCCUUGCGAAAUGACCUUCUGCAAGAAAUGCGGCGGGAUAUGCAAAACGAUGGCGACGACGGUGAUGCCGCUGCUGCUGUGGCGGUCGAGGGUGUGGAGCGCCUUCUGGCGCCGACGGUAUUCAAUCCACCUCGCCCACACGUACCGAGUGGAAUGACAGGUGCGACGAGUGGGGAGAGGGGGGAGGAAUCACCCACGUGCGACACCGACGCGUACUGGACUCCCGAGGGCGUUCCCACGCGUGCCUUCCAGCGCUUUUGGGAGGUGGAGUUUGAGCAGUGGCUCUCGCACCCAUCGUCUCCGUCAGACGCGAGGGCCUUAUCGUGGGCGUCCGUCUCCGCUGCUGGGGAGGAGGGAAAGAUGGACAGGUCGGUGUUUGUGCCUCGCGGAGACGGUGCGGAUCAUCCGACGGUCUCCGCGCCGUUGACUCCCGCAACGGACGUUGCCGCCGAUAACGGUCUCACCGGGAAGGCCUACGUGGCGCAGGUGCUGGCCGAACGAGGACUGCAGGCGCUCGCACGCGAGCCGAGUCAGACCGCGCCUGCUGCUGCAGCUGCGGCUCACGGAGCGACCUCCUCUUCCUGGUCACCCCCGCCCAGUGCGUCGUGCGUGGCAGCGGCGCUCGCGCCCUUCUACUACGAGUUUCGUUACUGGUUCUUCUUUGAGGUGCUCUUCUACGAUCGUCUCCUGUCGCCUUUGCAGAUGCACCGUGUGCGGCAUCGAUCGCCGUGUGGGACUGCUGCUGCUGCGUCCGCGGUACGGCCGUGGUGGGUGGUGGACAACGGCCAUGCACUGCAAGGGAAGAAGGAGCAAGAACUUCUGCGCGUGGUGCAGCACGUCGCCACCUCCAUGCUGGCCUUGAGAGGGUAG